Molecule: messenger RNA, 4509 nt
Organism: Rhea pennata
Lineage: Eukaryota; Metazoa; Chordata; Aves; Rheiformes; Rheidae
Gene: SPPL2A
Product: signal peptide peptidase like 2A
Exons: 17
Coding region: 219-1823 (534 amino acids)
Biological process (GO): membrane protein proteolysis
Cellular component (GO): Golgi-associated vesicle membrane; lumenal side of endoplasmic reticulum membrane; lysosomal membrane
Molecular function (GO): aspartic endopeptidase activity, intramembrane cleaving
Source: RefSeq, a predicted model, not a curated record
GCGGCCGCCCGCCGUGCGCCCGGGACCGGCGCCGUGCCCGCCUCUGCCCUCUCGCCCGCCGGCGCAAACGUUAACCUGCGGGGCGGCCCCGCGGCGGCGGACGGAAGAGGAAGUGGAGCCGCCGCCGCCGGCUGCCGCCGCCGCGAAGAGGCUCCGUGACGGCGCGCGGGCGCCAGAGCUGAGGCCCUUCCCCGAGCGGGCGGCGGCGGCCGCGGACCAUGCGGGCCGCCGGGCUGCUGUGGGCCGCCCUCUGGGGCCUGCUGCUGCCGCCGAUAAAUGCAGAAGAGGGAAUCCUGCAUGCUGCUGGAAAUGGUGUACCUCCAAAAACAAAAGAUUACUGCAUAAUUUACAAUUCUAAUUGGACAACUCUUCCAGAUAGCCUCAACAAUGCUACUUUCAGGAUUCUGGAAAACCUGACUUCUACGGUACUUUGUAAUUCUUCUGAAGCUCCUUCUGGCUUAUUGAAGGACAAAGCAGUUGCAGUGAUGAGAGGAAACUGCACUUUUCUGGAGAAAGCAAUAAUUGCUGAAAGACUGGGUGCUAAAAUGCUGCUGAUUGCCAGUAAACCUGGGCUAUCUCCUCUUACAGAUAACAAGACUGACUUUAAAGAUGUGACUCUUCCAAUUGCUCUUAUAAGAUAUAAUGAUAUAGUGGAUAUGCAGCUGACUCUUGGAAGUGAAAUUAAUGUGACUCUCUAUUCACCACCUUUGCCAGAGUUUGAUUGCAGUAUGGUUGUCAUCUUCGUAAUUGCUGUGUUUACUGUGGCACUAGGAGGCUAUUGGAGUGGAAUAUCAGAACUUGAAAAUUUGAAAGCUAUGGCAAAUCCUGGAGAGAGAGAAACAAGACGAAAGAAGGAGGAAAAUGUUACUUUCACCCCUCUAACAGUCAUCUUGUUUGUUGUCAUCUGUUGUGUCAUGCUAGUAUUGCUUUAUUUCUUCUACAAAUGGUUAGUGUAUGUUAUAAUAUCAGUCUUUUGUUUGGCAUCUGCAAUGAGUCUGUACAACUGUCUUGCUGCAUUAAUCGGAGAAAUACCAUUUGGGCAAUGCAGGAUUGCAUGUUGCAACAAAAACAUUGAAGUGAGGCUUAUUUUUCUUGCUGGAUUCUGCAUAGCAGCAGCUGUUGUCUGGGCAGUAUUUCGAAAUGAAGAUAGGUGGGCUUGGAUUUUGCAAGAUAUUUUGGGAGUUGCUUUCUGCCUAAACUUUAUUAAAACACUGAAGAUGCCCAACUUUAAGUCCUGUGUGAUACUUCUAGGCCUUCUCCUUUUAUAUGAUGUGUUUUUUGUCUUCAUAACACCAUUUAUCACAAAGAAUGGGGCAAGUAUAAUGGUUGAAGUUGCAGCUGGUCCUUUUGGAAAUAGUGAAAAGAAUGAUGGAAACUUGGUGGAAGUCCCUACUGAACGCUCAGCUCCCCAUGAGAAAUUACCUGUGGUUAUUAGAGUGCCUAGACUUGAAUACUCUGCAUCAACACUGUGUGACAUGCCAUUUUCGUUGUUGGGCUUUGGAGACAUUAUUGUCCCAGGGCUUCUGGUUGCCUAUUGUCGACGAUUUGAUGUCCAAACAAGUAGUUCUUCUGUAUAUUAUAUUUCCUGUACAAUAGCUUAUGCUGUUGGUAUGGUGCUGACUUUUGUUGUUUUGGCACUAAUGAAGAUGGGACAACCUGCUCUGCUCUACCUUGUACCAUGUACGCUCAUUACUAGCUCACUUGUUGCUUGGAGACGUAAAGAGAUGAAAAAGUUUUGGAAGGGUAGCAGUUAUCAGGUAUUGGACUCCUGCAGGACGCCUUUGCUACAAGAUGAUGGAACAUCUGGAUUAUGCAGGAAAUGAAGAAGGCACAGCAACAGCCAGUGAACAGCCUGAAGGACAAUAACAUGUAUGAUCCUGAUUUAAAAUAGUGUUCAAUUUUUCCAAAUUUCUCUACAAAGAAAUUACAGUAAAUUUGGUUAAUUUUUACAGUAGAUUAUUUCACAUUCUGUGUAAAAGUUUGGGGCUUGGGGGGUUAUUAUUAUUAUUAUUAUUAUUAUUUUUAGACUCCUGCACCUAUAUUUUUAUGGAAAGAUACUGUUAGUAACAUAAUAGAUUUGCAUUUUUACAGCCAAACUAUAGCUAGUAAAACCGUGCCUUAUUUCAAUUUAAAUAAAAGGAUAUUUUCUAUGCAAUUUUCCAAAUGUGUUUCUAUACAAUAUAUUUUUAUACAAGUUUCUUGCCCAUAUCAUCUUGAAGUAUGAAAUGUUGUCUUAAUUUUGAUUAAGAUUGGUCAAGUUUCAUUUCUCGAAAUCAGUACUACCAUUCAUAGAAUUUAUUUACAGAUUUUGAAGGCAAAGACUGAAAGCAGUGAAACUACAGGAACUGACAAAUGAAACUGUAGUUCCAUUACUACAAGUAAUGGAGCAGAUGGUGCGUGUGUUAAUCUACAUACAUUGUAAGCCAUAAAAUAGAUAACAGGGCAACUUUAACUUGUGGUAGUAGUCUUUUUUUUUUUUUUUUUUUUUUUUUUUUUUUUUUUUUUUAAUUGGAUAUUUUGCCAUUUUUAAAAAAUUGGCUUAUUUACACAGUGGCCCUAGAAAUUUAGAAAUUUAAAUGCAACUCCUUGAUAGUUAGCAAGGAAGAUGGUGCUAAAAGCAAGAGGGUUUUUGCUCAACAAGUGUAAUUUAACUAUUUGAGGGGAAAAAACUCUGAAUUUUUAACUCUGGCAUGGCUCUUCUCCUACCCAUUGAGACUUAGUCCAUAUUUGUGAUCUUUGUUUGGCUGUGAAUCAGUACAAAUGGGUGGUAGGAAAAAAAAAUCUAACCAGUCCUAUGUUUUGGAAACAAUUUUGAAAAUUCUUUGCAGUUGAUAGACAAACAACAGGUUUGAAUAGUGCUAGUCUUGCUGUGUUAGUUAAGGCCAAUGCAUGUGUUUAACUUGUGGUUUAAUCCUAAUUUAUCUUAGCUUUUAAAUACUCUAAAGAAUUUGAAAGGAAAAAUAAUUUAAAUCAUUAGUUUGCAUUUAGAAGAGUUUUUAAGUUUGUUUGCUUGACACUUCUUUUCUUGGGAAACUGCAAAUUGAGGGGGAUUAGGCAUAGAAAAUUUGUAGUUGUAAUGCUAACACUUUACACCAAAGACGACUGGAUAAGGUAACAACAGGAAACCACUGAGUUCACUUAUUGGUAAUGUCAGGUAGUCAUUAAAACAUUCUUCCUAUUCUUUAAAUGAAUGUCAUUCCUGUAGUCAGUACAAGUUUGAGAACCCUGGAGAAAACAAUUGAGUAAGCACAUGCUGGGCAACGGCAAUGCAGGCUUUCCUGCACUGUUUCACAUAAGUGCCUCAGUGUUGGUCUGUGAAGGUCACCUCUAGACAUUAAUAGAUGUUUUGGGGCAUGUCUGUUCAGGAAAACUUCCCCAGAUUAAAUCUAGCUUAACAAGAUUUACUUUGGAAGUAUCCAUAUUGGCGGUCACAAAGGCUUACCACAAAUCUACUGCUUUACUUGAUUGAUUUCAAGUUUAAACUUUUCUCAAGAGUCCUAAUGUAGACAAGUUUAUAGUCGGAAUGUCCGUUGCUAUUCACACAGAUUACGAUGGUGCAGGUUGAUAUGGGUGAAGUAACUAUUAUAACUGCAACUUCCCUAAAACAACAAAAAAGACAGUUUUCAGAUGUUAGUAGUUGGCCCUCGCUACUCUACUGAUCUAAGCUUGAACAGGCAGCCCCAAAGCGGAAUGAUUUUUGCACCCCAUCUUAAAUUUUUGUUUCUUUGAGGCAGCUGGGCUGACUGGCACUUAAUAACAAAUUACAGUAUACCUCAGUGUUUUGAUAGCAGACUGCAGACUUCUGUUCUGAUGUGUUGUCAUGCUCUCUGACAAGCCCAGUCUCUGCCAAAGUAAGUGUCUGAAAGCUCUUUGAAAGAGGUAAAGAAGUCAUAACUCAAUGUCAUGCAGUACUCAAAGCCCUUGGAAGCUUUAUAAACCAAUGUAAUAUGACUUCUUUUUCUCUCUGAAAUCUUCUGUGUAGAGGAUUUAUUAAAUUUUUAGCUAUAAUUGAUAAUGGAGCUGGUAUAAAUUCAGACCACCUUGGCAACGUGCGUAAGUGUAUUCAGCAGCUAGCUGUGGAAACUGUUUUGCUCUGUGCCUAAUUAUGCUCUAUGUCUGAUCAUGCCUGAGGUUUCACACGCGCGUGCUGCAGUUUGAUGGGAUGUAAACUAACUCUUUUUUUUUUCCUUUUGAAUGCUUAGGUGCUUUGUUUACAGAAAUUAAGAGUGGAUUUUAAAAUUUUGUAUAAAUAAUAGGUUAGUAUUGACUACUGAAAUGGGUUUAUAUAAAUUCAAAAGAACUGAUUGCAACACUUAGCAAUUUUGAAUGUUGUAAUAUUAAAUUUGAUUGGGCUAAACACUAUGUUAAAAGCCUUGCUAGAAAUACUUAAUAUAAAAAUCUUACUACUUUUCCUUGUAUGUUUACUGACAAUACCCCUGUCCUCACAACUUCUAAGUUAUCACUUUAAAGAAUGUUAUUAAUAAAUGUUACUUCUAAAAAACCAAAAAA